AUGCGUGAGGUACCAGCAUGCCUGAGCCGAAGAUACAAAGCUUUGGACGAAUUGGUCCAAGAGCUCAACUCUUAUCAACCGAGUAAUUCACACGAGUGUGCCCCAACCGAGGAGCCAGGCAUAAAGUUGAUGUGCCAUUUCUGGGAUAUUCUCAAAGAAGAUCCCGAGUUUAAUUUAACGCAAGCAGUUCAUCAAAGAAUGAGAGCAAGAGGGGUCUGCAGUGGAACAUUCGGAUUGCAAAACGUCAGUUGCUACAGGUCAGGCUGCUGUGGGAGGGAUAGUAAGAGAAACGAAACUCCAAGUAAUCAAAAUAAUAUGAUCCAAGGAAACCAGCGUAAUAAAACGUCUUCGUCCAAAUCUGCAACACCGAGUGCAACACCAAGCCAAAAUAACUUACCGCUGAACAAAGUUUUGUGUAAUGUAAAUGAGGCUGUAUCAUUCGAAAAGAAGUGUCAGGAAAAAAUUACGAAGUUGCUAGAGACGCAAAGUCAGUUGCAAGAUCAGAUACAAAUUUUGGAGGGACGAGAGAAGGAAAGUGUAAAGUUGAUGAAGCAAGCCGAUUGUAUGUGGUCCUGUAUGGAGGAGGCUUAUAAGACAAAAAUUGCAGAAUCAUUAGAGAGGCAAAAUGGUUUAUUAAAACAGCUCAAAGAAGUAGAAGAAAGUAAUGGGAAAUGGCGGAAAAAUAAAAAAGAUCUAGAUUUUCAAAUGAAUAAUAUAAAUAAAUGCUAUCAAGAAAUAAAGGAUAAGAUCAAUGAAAAAACGAGCGACAUAAAAUGUAUCGAUUUGGAGAUAGCGAAUUUUAAAAAACAUAUUGAAUGUAACAAGAGUGAUCUGGAAUCAGCCAAAAAAUCUUUUGGCACCAAAAAGCAAGCUUCAGAUGCUAAAAUUAGAAGUAUUGCAGCUGAGGUUACGAAACUAGAGAAAAGAUUUAACGAAGAAAAAAAACGUAAAUUCUUAAAAGAACAAGAAGGUACAAAAUAUAUUAAAGAAGCCCGAGAAGAAUUACAGAAACUCUGCAAAGUACUAUUACAAAAGAAAAUUGAAAGUGAGAAUUUGAAAGCAGAGAAAGAGGCUUUGCUAUUGGAAAUAAAUUUGCUUAUUCAAACCUGUGAUCAGUGUAAAGAUAAGUGUAAAAGCAAGGAAGAAUCCAUUGACGAAGAAAUAAAAUCUUUAAAAAAAGAAAUAGCUGAAUUCAAAGUAAGGUGCACACAUUGUCACGAAUGUAUUGACACGUCUGAUAUUAGAAAGUUUUGCACCGAUUGUCCAAGAUGUCUUGAAGAAAGAAAUUGUUUGAAUGAAGGUGACCAUUGUAACCACGACCCCGCAAUGGAUUGCGUUUGCAUGACAGUAAAGCAGAAAUUUUUGGAUAAUGUAUUUGACAAUAUGUACACCUCGUUAGAAAGACAAGUCCAAAGUAAACCUGGGAAAGCUGUGGCUGAAGAAGUAAUGAAUUGUCUAAAGAAAAGUAGGAAUGGUAAAUUAAACGAACAAACGAGAAAAAUAUUACAGGAUUUUAUUUUGACUACUGUCAAGAAGAAUUUAAAUUUGACAAUAGUUGGUGGUGCCGUGAAGACAAGAUGUGAGAUGGAUGCGGAAACGUACAACCAGCUGAUGCUUUGCCUGAAACAAGUGAAAAUAAUGAAGCCCAAGAAAACUGAUAAAGGAACUGAACCUAAAAAGGAGCCCUGCAAGCGUUGGGGUGGUUCGAGCGAAUGCAACUGUCCAAAGGGCUCUAAGGCGUGUAUAUGUACUAAGAGAGCACCCCCACCAUUUGCUGAAUUAUCAUCUUGUCCACCACAACAAGAUCCAGAAGAUACAGGUGAAGUGAUCAUAUGCCCACAUAAAGAUUCGACGCCAUGUGGUCCAGAUUGUGGCAUGCAGGGAGUGCCAAACGCUGUUGGAAGUGAGGUAGCAGCUUGGCGACCAAGCCCUUGCGAAGGUCCAACAUGCCAGUUUAAAAACAUGCGAGCUGCUCAAUGCGUCCUUGGGCCUGAAAAACUAUCUUCUGCGAGGACCUUAAUUGGGCAGUCUUCGAUUUCACCAACUACAUCUAUAUUAGAUGAUCAGGUUACCUGCAACUGCAGUGCCAUGACUAAAGUACCCUGCGACUGUCCUAAAGAUGUAAGAGGUCACCCUCGUGAGCGUAUUAUUGAGGAAGUCAUGGGAAGAUAUACCGAAAUAACCCCGAUUGAGAAAGUAAGUUAUACUACGUUAAACUCUGAAUCUUUUGAUGUAAAAUCUUAAAUUUAAGGAUUGUUGUAUAGUAUACUGA
Messenger RNA from Pararge aegeria (speckled wood butterfly), 2272 nucleotides. RefSeq lists its product as uncharacterized. The record is from RefSeq and is a predicted model, not a curated record. NCBI's taxonomy places the organism in Eukaryota, Metazoa, Arthropoda, Insecta, Lepidoptera, Nymphalidae. The coding region runs from base 1 to 2244 and encodes 747 amino acids. The transcript has 13 exons.